AUGAAUUAUCUUAGAAUUUCUCAACAAGUGAUCAAACAACUACUUCCAAAAAAGAGUGCUCGUCUAUCAUCCUUAUCUGAGAAACCGACAUCAAAUUUGAAAAAGUCUUUUAAAUUAAUAUCAUGGAAUAUCGAUGCAUUUGAUACUUGCAAUCCAAAACUAUUUAACGAACGCAUUAAUGGUGUUGUUAAUAUUAUUAAACAAGAAAAACCAGAUGCAAUCUUUUUUCAAGAAGUUAUUUCAACGUCGCUUGAUAUACUUAAAACUCAUUUAUGUGAUUAUGAUUUUUAUGUUGGUGACCUCAAAAAUUAUUUUGUAACUAUUUUUACUCGACGUGAUGUAUUUCAAAUUCAAAAUCAUUCAGUAUUGUCUUAUCCAUGGACAACAAUGAAUAGAAAUUUAUUAAUCGUUAACGGUAUUUAUAAGAAUUCGAUAGAAAUUGAUUUGAUGACAUCUCAUCUUGAAAGUUGUGACGCAGCAGUUAAAGAACGUACUCAACAAUUGAAAUUCUGUUUUCAAAAGAUGAUCAACGCCCCAAAAAAUCGAAUUGUUCUCUUUGGUGGUGAUCUAAAUCUUCAUGAUCAUGAAUUACAACAAGCAGGUAAUAUUCCAGCAGGUAUUCAUGAUUUAUGGAUUGAAAUGGGUAAGAAGGAAGAGUAUACUUAUACAUGGGAUAUGCAAACUAAUACAAAUUUGAAUUUGAGUUUUCCACGUAAUGGUUUUUUACCUCGUCAUCGUUUCGAUCGUCUUUAUUUUCGACCAGCAACAACAUCUACAAUUGAUUUUAAACCAAUUUCUUUCAAACUUCAAGGUCGUGAAAUGAUUCAAUCAAUUCAACGAUUUUGUUCAGAUCAUUGGGCUAUACAAGUAGAAUUUCAGAUAUAA
Messenger RNA from Adineta steineri, 885 nucleotides. The record is from the annotation of a GenBank genome assembly. Lineage: Eukaryota; Metazoa; Rotifera; Eurotatoria; Adinetida; Adinetidae.